Molecule: messenger RNA, 2660 nt
Organism: Parasteatoda tepidariorum (common house spider)
Lineage: Eukaryota; Metazoa; Arthropoda; Arachnida; Araneae; Theridiidae
Source: RefSeq, a predicted model, not a curated record
ACGACUACCAUCGUGACGAGAGUAGUAACAAAACGAUCCGCGAUGCGGCUCUCUAAAGGAAUGGAUGUUGAAUGGAUCCCGCUCAAUCUAUGCAUUUGAACUCUCUACUCACUCUGCAUCUUCCUUAUCUUCACAUCCUCUGAUCUUGAAAUGGUAGUCGACGAUCUUGAGCAUCAUGUCUUUUUAUGAUGGAUGACGCAAAAAAAGGGAUGCUGGAUAAGGCUGUCACCAUGGUUACCAACUUCAUUUUAAUGCCAGUCAUCAAAGAUUUACAACAAACAUGAAUAGAGGCGAGCAAAUUUUUAUCAUCGAAUGGGGAGCCCUUCAGAGUGUGAUCGUAGAAAUUAUACUCUCAUCGUAUUGGCUCGCAAUCAGAGAAAAAAAAAUGUUUCUGUUUUCAAUUUGAGAGAUUUAGUUUCUUAAGUACCAUAUAAAUAUUGAAAAUUGAGAUGUAUUCUACAAAAGCCGGCAUCCGUUGCGACUAUUUUUACUCCCUUAACGAUUCGUUUAAAGAAAAGAGUUGGCUUAAAGCAUUGGAUUAUCUCGAAUAAUGCUGUCGAUCAGACACUCAAUCGCUAUUGAGCCGUCAAAGGUUAAAUUAAAAUUCAAGCUGGAAAUAUAGUGGUUUGAACAUGCAGUCAAAGUGCUUUUAAUACUUUAAGCUGUCUAUGAAAGUUAUAAACUAAGAUACACAACAAAAAGGAAAAAGUUCUAUUUAUUAAAAGUAAAACAUCUUAAAGAAAGGCUCAUAUGAAGUAAAAAGUUUAAAAAUAACUCAUCCGAGCUGAUCUGUAUCGUUAUCUGAAUGCAGUAAAAAGGUCACUUAUUGUUUAAAACAAAAAUAUUCCACAUGAAUAUUACGAAAUAUUUCUGGCCAAGAACAAAUAUGCUUCCAAUGUAAAUACGUUCAUUAAAUACGAGAAGCAAAACAUUCGGAAUCAAAAGCAAAAUAAUUUUAUAGUACAGUUAUGAGGCAUUAAAUUAAACAAAGUCUGGUUACAAAUGAUUGAAUACUUCAGAGCAAUUUUCCAUUGAGAUUUAUCCUAAUGCUAUGAAAAUAUUUUCUCAUUUACUCUGGGAUUAAUGACAGAAAUAAUUUUCUUUAUUGAUUAAGUAUUUCUUUCAAUAUUUUAGUUUCUUUUUAUAUGUUACUAAACAAAAGAAAUAGUAUUUAUUUAUUCCAUUAAAUCUGGAUCUACUUUACGUUAACUAUUGGAUACUGCUGUUAUUAUACUUUCUAGAUAAGUUCGUUUGAAGAUAUUGAUCUUAAAUAAUGGAAACUAAGAACAAUGAUUCUACUCAAGAUGUAUCAGAAUGCCAAAUUUCAACAAACUCUGAAUCUAACUUAAACUGCCAAUUAGCCUCGAAAUCGAACGUUAUAUCGAACAAAAGGAAAACUCCAAGAUACCUCCGGAACGCAUCUAUCAAGCUACUAACCCAUCCAGUAGACAAGAACAUCGCAUGGAGCUUCAUCCUGUCUGUUAUAUUCGCCGCCAUAUCAGUCCUCACUGGUUUUCCAACAGUCAUCAUGCUGACAUGGUUCUUAGGUAUUGCUUUAGGACUAAGAAUUGUAUUUGCUCGCUGUUGUGCUUACAGAGGAGCUUCCAGGGCUGGCGAUGUUGAGAAUCAAAGGCAAUUUCAGAGCAGACAACCUUCCUGCCUCAGAGCGGAAAACUUUGUCCGACCACCUGAAGCCCUUUGGCUUCACGAUUCGAGCUUCAAUCUUCACGUAGCCCAUUGCUUGUUCUUUCUAGACUCUGGAUUCACCUGCUCCAAACUCAGAGAAUUGCUGAUGACGCGAAUCCUCAGCAAAACUACGGAUCGCGGUGGAAGAGCUUUCCCAAGGUUUCUCCAGAAAGUUGUUCCGGUUUGUAGCGGCUAUUGCUGGAUCGAUGAUGAGGAUUUCUCUAUAGAAAAUCAUGUCUUCGAAGAAAAGAAGGAAAUUAAUUCUUCUGAUGAACUGGAAGAACAUAUUAGCAACCUCAUGAAUCAGCCUCUGCCUUCGUCUCGGCCUCUAUGGGAAAUUAGAGUAAUCAAAGAUUACGGAAAAUCUAAAGAUACUGUACUGGUUCUGAGGAUUCAUCAGGCCAUCAGUGACGGGAUCACUUUAGUAGUAAUUUUAGGAAACCACCUUUGUGACAACCAAAAAUUACUCCGGUUGAAAUCCCGUUUUGGUUAUAACACUUUUUUCUUGAACUUAUUCCGAGCAUUUUUUGUGGCUCCACUAACAUUCCUAGGUUGGUUGAUUUUCAAAAGGAGAGAUUACAACUAUUUUAAUCGUCAUCAUAAACCACAGAGCAGAGUUGUAGCAUGGUCUCAUAACAUUCGAUUUUCUAAAGUGCUACGUAUUAAGCAGGUAAUGCGGUGCAGUUUGAAUGAUGUUUUUGUUUCCGCAGUUUCAGGAGCCGUCAGAGCUUAUUUUGCAAAAAAUGGAAUAAAUAAUCCGCCAAAUGUAACGGUAAGUUUAUUUUUAUAUUCCACCUAAUAAUAUUUUUGCAAAACUGUCUUUUCCAAUCAUCUGACAAUUUUAAUUGCUAUUUAUUAAUUAUUAUAAUUUUGACCUCGAUGGCCGAAUAAAUAGUGAGAAUGCAUUUCUUUAAAUUCUCUAUUUGGCUUUAUUUUCUUCAGUAGUCUAACGAUUAUGAUUAGUUAAUAAAAUA